This is a messenger RNA of Solanum dulcamara, 2618 nucleotides long. RefSeq lists its product as uncharacterized. The transcript has a single exon. Bases 292 to 2505 code for a protein of 737 amino acids. Lineage: Eukaryota; Viridiplantae; Streptophyta; Magnoliopsida; Solanales; Solanaceae. The record is from RefSeq and is a predicted model, not a curated record.
AUGUUGAUUCAGAUGUGGUACUCGCCAUUAACUUUGCAAAAUUGAUUAGAGAUAAUAUCAUAAAAAGGCCAAGGCUAAAAAAGGGCGGAGCCCAUAGCUCCUUGCCAUGUUCUCAUAUUCCUCUUUUUUCAUCUCUCAACUCUGCAGGCCACAGUCCGUAAUCCGCACACACGCACAACCCUUUUUCUGGGACUUUCAGUUGGCCACUACCAUCCAUGGUUACUAAUUACACUGUGUAGUGUGUACUAAUGAAAGCAAAAUAUCUCAAAACACAGUCAAUUUUAGGGCUUAAUGGACUUAGACACCAGACCCCAUCACCGCACAGCAGCCGUUACAAGUAAUAAUAGCACAACAAGUGAGCUCUUUAUUUGCUUUACUUCUCGUCUUUCUUCUUCAUCUUUUUCUUCUUCCAUGAAAUUCUCUAAAUCAAUUCUUAGUCCUGGUCGGGCACGUGAUGGGCCUCUUUCUCUUCCCACUUCUCUUAGCCGGAGACUCCGAGCAAAUGGUAGCAUAAAAGGGGGUCAAGCUUCUCCUAUGUUUCCGGCCACCGGGAAGAAACGUGGGUCGGGUUUUGAAAACCCGGAACCUACUUCGCCGAAGGUUACUUGUAUUGGUCAGGUUAGAGUGAAGACGAAGAAGAAAGUGAAACAAUCACGUAGUUUGUCGAAAAGAAGAAGUGGAAGCGGCGAGGUGAGUUUUAGGAAACUGGAGCAAGCCACUGAGGCAUUUAAUCAAACAGAUGAUAGGCUAUUGAUGAGGAAUCAGAGGUACUCACAAGGGAACUCGAGUGUGCAUUAUCAGCAACAAGAAUGCGUUUCUCAUAGAAAUCAGAGGUGGGUUCAUCUGCCAUUGACGAUUUGUGAAGCUUUGAGGGCUUUUGGGGCAGAGUUCAGCUGUUUGUUCCCGUGCCGUUCGUCGUGUUUUUCGACGAACGAAAGAGAAAAGGAAGAGAAAGGAGGAGACAAUAAUGAGCAGAGAUCGUGUGGGGCGGUUUUCGCUAGAUGGUUAGUAGCAGUGCAAGAUGGAGAAGGAGGAAAAAGGAGGGAUAUUGAGUUGGUGGUGGCGAGUGGUGAAGAGGAAAGAACAGAGGAGGAGGCGAGUCAUAGUACAAUGAGGAGUUCAAGAAGGCAUGUGUUUGAAGAUAUUGAGUUCAAUGAUGACAUUGUUGAAAUGGAAAGGGGAGGAGGUAAUGAAGAGAAAGGUAGAGUGAGUAUUUGUAUUCCGCCCAAAAACGCUCUGCUUCUUAUGAGAUGUAGAUCCGAUCCUUUGAAAAUGGCCGACCUAACUAAUCGAUUCAGGGUGUCACCUGUUCUGAAAGAUGAACAUUAUGACGAGGAAGACGAAGAAGAUGAUGCUGGAAAACUAGAAAAAUUCGGAGAAAAUAAGCAUAUAGAAGUAGUAGAUUGUCAGAAAUGUGAACCCAUUAAUGAAGUUGAAGCAAAGGAAAAAUUGUGCAAAAUAUCAGGUGAAACUAGUCUUUCGGUAAAUCUCAAUGAAAUCGAAGAGAAUCCAGAGGAAACAGAGGUCAUGGAAAUAGAAGAAGAAAACAGGGAGGAGCAAAAGCAUGAAACUUGUGAAUUAGCACCAGAAAUCGAGCAAGAAGAUGACCAAAUAGAGUCUUUUGUAGUAGAAGAAGACGAGUAUCUUGAACAAUCAGUCCAAUUGGUAAAUCAAACAGAAGAUAAUGAAGGCAUAGAAGGUAUCCAUAUUGGAGAGAUUGCAGGAGGAGGAGAAAAACUGACCAUUUCAACCCGUUCAUCUUUGUCAGAGAACUCAGACAGAGGAAGUAUCAAAAUAGAGGAUGAAGAAGUAGAACUAGUAACUGAAGAAGCUGAAUUUUUAGAAGAAGAAGAAAGAUUCAAGUCAAUCAUAAUGAAAGAAAUUCAAGAAAUACUAAUGUUGGGUAACAUAGAAUUAAAUUCAACAAUAUUCCAACAACAAUCUGAACAUGAAGGACGAGAAGAAGCUGUACAAAAUGAUGAACAAAUCGAAGAAGAGAAGCAAAUGGAACAACCCAAAGAGCCUGAAAACGAAGAAAAAGAAUCCGUUUUGCCAGACUGUUUGCUACUAAUGAUGUGUGAACCCAAGUUAUCAAUGGAAGUUUCCAAAGAAACAUGGGUGUGUAGAAGGGAUUUUCUCAGAUGGUUACCCGAGAGAAAACACCACGCCAAACCACCCAAGAAAGAGAUUCCUGACGAACAACCCAAAAGGCGGCGGAGCACUGACACUAAACCUACAGAACACAGGAAUAAACACCUACUACAACCACCAAGAUCGUCGUGUUCUUUACCGGCGGCGACGGGUAUGUCCAUGGCUACCAUGAUUGAGCAGAAGCUAGUGAAUGCAGCUGCUUACGAGCCGUUUGUGUUGACAAGAUGCAAGUCGGAGCCAAUGAGGACUGCGGCGGCUAAGCUGACACCGGAGAAUUGUUGCUGGAAGAAUAGAAAGAUUGAGCCUCACCGGCCGGCUACAUUUGGAGUUGGAGCAGCUGGAGUCGGGUUUUGAGCUGACCCGAAUUGUUGUUACUAUUGGAUACAGUAGUCUAGCACUGUUUGUCUAGCUUGUACAUUUUUCUUUAAAAUUAUUUCAUCAGUAAAUUUUUUAGUUGAAAUUAUCAA